Notolabrus celidotus (New Zealand spotty) is the source of this 928-nucleotide messenger RNA. RefSeq names its product CD209 antigen-like protein E. The coding region runs from base 93 to 797 and encodes 234 amino acids. The record is from RefSeq and is a predicted model, not a curated record. The transcript is spliced from 6 exons. Lineage: Eukaryota; Metazoa; Chordata; Actinopteri; Labriformes; Labridae.
GAACUUGAAACCAGAAGAUGUUUUUCAGCAUUCAGACUCAGUCCACGCUGCAGAGCAGACCUUUAGAGAAACAGCUGGUAUCCCAGUGAGCGAUGGAGGAAAUCUAUGUCAAUGAUGACAAUGAUACACCAGAGGACAAAAGACCUUCAACAUAUAAGACAGGUCGGUUCUGUGUUUCAGGUUCCAGGAGAUUUCACAGAGCUGUUGUUUUGUUUCUGGGGCUGCUGAGUGUUCUCCUGCUGGCCGGGCUCAUCGGCUGCAGCACCUACUGCCACAUCUCAACUUGUGACUCAUCUGCAGAGUUAUCCGCCAUCAAAGCCUCCCUGACUCGUCAGAGAGACCUGCUGAACGUCAGCCUCGCUGAAAUGACUCAAGAGCUUCAGUGUUUGAAGAAAAUGUGUCCCACAGGAUGGAAGAAGUUCAGUUGUUCCUGUUAUCUCUUCUCCACACAGAAGAACUCUUGGGAAGAAAGCAGACAAGACUGCAGAGCCAGAGGAGCAGAUCUGGUGGUGAUAAGAAGUCUUGAAGAACAGCAAUUUGUCACUGACGUCACAAAACAGUCCACAUGGGUUGGUUUGAGUGACAGAGACCAUGAGGGGACCUGGAAAUGGACGGAUGACACUCCGCUGACUCUUUCGUUCUGGCAAAAGGGGCAGCCUGAUAAUGGCGGUGGUGAUCCGAUCUAUGGCAAGGAAGACUGUUGUCACAUCUCUCUUGACGGCACGAAAACUGAAGUAAACUGGAACGAUCUGGCAUGUCAGAACCCUCUGUUCUGGAUCUGUGAAAAAUACCGUUGAAUGCGUGUUGAAAUGUUGUGCCGGGGUCAUCAACACUGGAAGUACGGGCAGUGGAAGAAGUACUUUGAGGAUUUUUGUAAUCUACACAAUGUAUAAAUUCUCAGUUGAAAUAAAAGCCCUGAGUAAAAGCA